ACUGCAGCCGCGGCACGGCGAGAGCAUGUCCAAGCCGGUGGACCACGUCAAGCGGCCCAUGAACGCUUUCAUGGUAUGGUCGCGGGCUCAACGGCGCAAGAUGGCCCAGGAAAACCCCAAGAUGCACAACUCGGAGAUCAGCAAGCGCCUGGGUGCGGAGUGGAAGCUGCUCACUGAGUCGGAGAAGCGGCCGUUCAUCGACGAGGCGAAGCGCCUGCGCGCCAUGCACAUGAAGGAACACCCCGACUACAAGUACCGGCCGCGGCGCAAGCCCAAGACGCUGCUGAAGAAGGACAAGUUCGCCUUUCCGGUGCCCUACGGCCUGGGCGGCGUGGCCGACGCCGAGCACCCGGCGCUCAAGGCGGGCGCCGGGCUGCACGCGGGCGCGGGCGGCGGCCUGGUGCCGGAGUCGCUGCUCGCCAACCCCGAGAAGGCGGCCGCCGCCGCCGCCGCCGCCGCCGCGCGCGUUUUCUUCCCGCAGUCGGCCGCCGCCGCCGCAGCCGCAGCAGCCGCUGCCGCAGCCGGCAGCCCCUACUCUCUGCUCGACCUGGGCUCCAAGAUGGCAGAGAUCUCCUCGUCGUCGUCCGGCCUCCCAUACGCGUCGUCGCUGGGGUACCCGACCGCGGGCGCGGGCGCCUUCCACGGUGCGGCUGCAGCGGCUGCAGCGGCCGCCGCGGCCGCCGGGGGGCACACGCACUCGCACCCCAGCCCGGGCAACCCGGGCUACAUGAUUCCGUGCAACUGCAGCGCGUGGCCCAGCCCCGGGCUGCAGCCGCCACUCGCCUAUAUCCUGCUGCCGGGCAUGGGCAAGCCUCAGCUGGACCCCUACCCCGCGGCCUACGCCGCCGCUCUAUGACCCCGCGGGGCCGCCUUGCGAGGACCAGUGUGCACACGUGUACAUAUGUAUAGGUACGAAGUCUGCGGCCUCCGCGUACGCCCUCCCGCGACGCGGCCCCGGUUUGUAUAUACAUAAGAUGUAUAGGUAUCAGGCAGAGGCAGAGAUGCCAGUCGGGGCGCGAGUGGCCAAGCGCGCGAGUGCGCGGGAGAGUGUGCGUGUGAAUUCACAGGAUCAUUUCAGACCUGCACUUCAGCAGCCAGCUUUAAAGAGGGCAGUUGUAUCCUGCAGCUGUUGGUGUUUGUUUUGCACUUCAGAACCUGUUGCGUUUUGGCCCACUGAGGUGGAGGAGUAAUUUUUUGACAUGUUGGGUUCUGCUGUUUUGUUUGUUAGAAGUUUAUUGUCGGUUUUGUUUUUGUUUCUCAUUCCCCCCCCCCUUUUUCCCCCCUGGUCUGUGUUGCAUGCACUCUGGUCAAAAGUUAGCUCUGAAAUGGCUGGCACAGGGGAAAAGCUGAUCUGUGUCAGUUUCUCGGAGCAGGAUGGCUCUGAGCAAACUUGCUCCCUAUUUGUACUAUUUGAACUUUGCAAAUCUCUGUUCUUUCAAGCAGAACCCCUAGACUGGAUCCAUUCUUGACCAGUGACCUGCUCGAAUCUGGCCUUUUGUAUGUGAGAUGAUGACGGUUUCUUUUGUUUAUCAUGCCAUAUGCAAAUCAGAGCAAGAGCUCUUUCUCAAGAGUAAGGAAUGCAAACAAGAAAUAUGUGUGAGAUGAAAAGUUGUCAGUUGGAUUUUCUCCCUAAAAAAAAAAAAAACACAAAAAAACCCCCCAAAACUGCUAGAAGUCACCCUGAGUCCACUCGCUUGGAUUUCUGACACAGUUUACAGAAAAUGCUAAGGCCCUGUUCCUAUUUUCCCCUUAUGGCUGCAUUCACCUUAAGAUUGUAAAUGUGUAUAUGUCCGUGAAAACAUUGAGUCUGAGAAUGUGUUAUUUACGUUGUCCUAAAUUUGAGUCAGUUUUAGACUCUAAAGCAUUUUAGCACAUGUCAAAGUUAACUUUUAAAAAUUGCGGGACUGUUUCAGAAUCGCAAUUUUAUCUUAGAUUAAAUCAGACUUUUUUGUCUGAGUGGUAAUUAUAUAUUUAUUAUUUAGCAAAACUGAAAAAAAAAACCACAGAAUUGUUUUGACAGAUGUCUCUCGUUUUCAGCUAGCAUUUCUCCACAACUUGAACCGUUUAAAUGUGUUUUGGAGUUCCCUCCCUAAUUAGCUUAUUUUUUAGAUCAUCUGCAAUUGAUUUGCAAAUUACGAUAAAACACAUUUUAGAGGAAAGAACCUUCCUCAAUUAUAGCUUUUUUGUUUCUUUUUUAAAUGUAUAUAUUUUGACUAAUGUUUGUGAAUGAAGUUGGCUAACAUGUAUUUAGUUUCCUUUUGGCUUUAUGUAAUAUAAAGUUUUUAAAAGUUUAAGUAUUGGUUUUAACCUUCAUGUGUAAAUGGUUUUCUUGUGUGAUCUUCUAAUUUAAUAUUAGACGUCUAAACUAUAUCUGUAAAUUAGAAUCCGACUAUCACUCUGUUCAUUUUUUUUGAACAAAGAGUUAAAUAAAGCCUGA
Molecule: messenger RNA, 2437 nt
Organism: Rhinolophus ferrumequinum (greater horseshoe bat)
Lineage: Eukaryota; Metazoa; Chordata; Mammalia; Chiroptera; Rhinolophidae
Gene: SOX21
Product: SRY-box transcription factor 21
Exons: 1
Coding region: 26-856 (276 amino acids)
Biological process (GO): regulation of DNA-templated transcription; anatomical structure morphogenesis; cell differentiation
Molecular function (GO): RNA polymerase II cis-regulatory region sequence-specific DNA binding; DNA-binding transcription factor activity, RNA polymerase II-specific
Source: RefSeq, a predicted model, not a curated record